This is a messenger RNA of Colias croceus (clouded yellow), 1386 nucleotides long. RefSeq names its product AN1-type zinc finger protein 2A-like. Bases 175 to 852 code for a protein of 225 amino acids. Gene Ontology annotation, biological process: protein targeting to ER; proteasome-mediated ubiquitin-dependent protein catabolic process. The transcript has 6 exons. The record is from RefSeq and is a predicted model, not a curated record. NCBI's taxonomy places the organism in Eukaryota, Metazoa, Arthropoda, Insecta, Lepidoptera, Pieridae. Gene Ontology annotation, molecular function: zinc ion binding. Gene Ontology annotation, cellular component: cytoplasm; endoplasmic reticulum.
UGAAUGAUGAAACAUGACGUUUUAAGUUUAGUUUUUAGAAAAAUGUUAUUUCAUGUUUUACGUGACUAAUAGUAAUUGUGUUCAUAUAUAAAGGGUACACGAAAAAUAUUUCGUCAUUUUCAGACCUCAUACGUCCGUUUUUAGUUCUAUAACGUUAUACAAGAAUUUUCUAUAAUGGAAUUUCCUCAUAUUGGAAAAAACUGUUGCUACAAAACGUGUAACAAACUUGACUUCCUGCCUAUGAAAUGUGAUGCUUGUCGAGAGGUAUUCUGUUCUGACCACUUUACAUACAUAAAACAUGAUUGUCCAGCACCAAAUACGAGGGAUGUUCAAGUCCCUGAAUGCCCUUUAUGUGGUAAACCAGUGCCAGGGAAAAGAGGGGAGCCUCCAGAUGUUGCUGUAGGUGCUCAUAUUGAUAACCAAUGUACUUCAGACCCCGCAAGAGAAAGACGAAAUAAGGUGUUUACAAACAAAUGUUCAUACAAAGGGUGCAAAACGAAAGAAAUGGUGCCUCUUGUGUGUGGCGAAUGUUCGUUGAACUAUUGCUUACGACAUCGACAUGCAGCGGACCACGCGUGCGAAGGAAAAUUCGCUGCGAAGAGAAGAAGAGCUGCUGAAGCGGCAAUGGCGCGAAUGAAGGCAAAUGAAAACAAAAUAGCAAAUGGGAGACAGAUACCUAGUGGUGUUACAACUGCUGAUAUACAAGGAAAUAUGACUGAAGAUGAAGCGUUGGCCCAUGCUCUAGCACUAUCAUUACAAGAUGAAGAUUCCAGUGGUCAAAGUAACGACAUAAUGAGGAGUAUCAGACAGAGAGUGGGCGGUGAACCUAAUUCUAGGUGUACUGUAUCUUAGCGACACUAUAUAUAUGAAGAACAACAUAUUAUGCCUGAAGUUAAUAAUCAAUCCUUAUGGGCCCUCUUCACAAUGGGCAGCUUUGGGCGAGUAGAGGUAAUCACAAUAGUGUAGAGGAAAUAUAUAUGACCAACUGACAUUGUAGAUAUGUAGUUAUUCAUUGUAGUCAUUCCCUGUUGCCAAACAUCGACAGUCAUUAAUUGUUGGGCCACGCUGCCCAUUGUGAAGAGGGCCCAUAAACCAAGUUGUAACCAUAGUUUAAUCUAUCAUACAUUUCGUGAUAAUCUUGUCAAUAACCAACCGAAGGACUGUUUAUGUAUUUGCAAGUGCAAAAGUCAGCAAAAGAUUGAUGCAGUAAGAGGAAAUAAAUAUUAAUUUACGGGCGUAAAAUAUUAAAAUAUCAAUAGGUUCGACCAAAAGUGACUUCUGAUUCAUUUUUGUGUUGUUUGACUUUUAACUUGGAUUAAUGCUCAAUUUAAUGUUAUAAUGAAAAUAAUGUAUGCAGAAUAAAAUAAAUUUCUUUUGACUAAGCUA